Molecule: messenger RNA, 5478 nt
Organism: Periophthalmus magnuspinnatus
Lineage: Eukaryota; Metazoa; Chordata; Actinopteri; Gobiiformes; Gobiidae
Product: cyclic AMP-responsive element-binding protein 1-like
Exons: 8
Coding region: 103-1077 (324 amino acids)
Biological process (GO): regulation of transcription by RNA polymerase II
Cellular component (GO): ATF4-CREB1 transcription factor complex; nucleus
Molecular function (GO): protein binding; DNA-binding transcription factor activity, RNA polymerase II-specific; cAMP response element binding
Source: RefSeq, a predicted model, not a curated record
GGAGGUGUAGCCUGACGCGGGCUCUUACGUGUCGGCCUGAAUAAAAGUGGAGCUCGGGGAGGCCUUGGAGCGACCGAGGCGGGAGAGUGUGAGGCUCACUCUAUGAAGAUGGAGGCUGCAGAGGCUCAGCAGGCCGACACUGCUGUGACCCAAAGCGACGCACAACAGAUCACCCCCGCCCAGAUUGCCACUCUGGCACAGGUGACACUGUCCCAGGGCCACGUCUCAUCGGCAGGCCCCACAGUGACUCUUGUGCAGCUCCCAAACGGACAGACGGUCCAGGUGCACGGAGUGAUCCAGACCGCCCAGCCCUCCGUCAUCCAGAGCCCACAGGUGCAGGCUGUACAGAUCUCGACGAUAGCGGAGAGUGAGGAUUCGCAGGAGUCAGUAGACAGUGUCACUGAUUCACAGAAACGCAGAGAGAUCCUGUCCAGACGCCCCUCCUACAGAAAGAUCCUUAAUGACCUUUCUUCUGAUGCUCCGGCUGUGCCCCGUAUUGAGGAGGAGAAAGCUGAGGAGGACUCUGCCUCUGCUGCUGCAGCUGCCACGCCCGCCAUUACCACAGUUACAGUGCCCACGCCCAUCUACCAGACCAGCAGCGGGCAGUACAUUGCCAUCACUCAGGGCGGGGCCAUCCAGUUGGCGAACAAUGGCACUGAUGGAGUUCAGGGGAUCCAGACUCUGACCACAGCUCAGCCUGGAGCCACCAUCCUGCAGUACGCCCAGACCAGCGACGGCCAGCAGAUCCUCGUGCCGAGUAACCAGGUCGUAGUCCAAGCGGCUUCAGGCGAUGUGCAGGCCUAUCAGAUCAGAGCCGCUCCAGCCAGCACCAUCGCCCCGAGCGUGGUCAUGGCCUCGUCUCCUGCUCUGCCCACAGGGGGCGCAACUGAGGAGGUCACCCGCAAACGAGAGGUCCGCCUCAUGAAGAACAGAGAGGCGGCUCGUGAGUGUCGCCGGAAAAAGAAGGAGUAUGUGAAGUGUUUGGAAAACCGCGUGGCCGUGCUGGAAAACCAAAACAAAACGCUCAUCGAAGAACUCAAGGCCCUCAAAGACCUGUAUUGCCACAAGUCUGAGUAGGUCCAACUGCAGAGAGAGGGACAAGUAGCAUCAUCUCACUACAUACAUAACGUACGUGCACGACUGCACGUAGAACAUUUUAGUACCACUUUAUAAUAACUACAUCUUAAUUAGUCUUAAUGAAGACUAAAUCCAUUAUGAACAAGAUUCAGGUUUAGUAACUUAAUUAAGGGUUUGAAUUUACUAGUUAUUAUGCCUGAAUCACUCUUAAUAAACUUGUUCAUUAUGAAUUAAGUAUUUAUUUAUUCAGGCAUGAAUAAGUGCAGUUAUAAUAGUGGUACUACCAUUUUACACAGGUCCUAUUUCUCUUCUAUAGGCUGUGAAUAUUUUUUAAGUCUUAAUUAACCUAAUGUUAUCACAAUUAGCAGCUCUUGAACAACAAAAGAUAAAUUGCAUAGAUAAAUAUGCAAAGAAAUAGCAGUUUAUAUUAUUAAAACUACAAUUCCCGAUGUAUGGUGGGUACGACAUAUGUACAAUGUUUACAAAUGGAGUAAUAAGUGUGCAUUUAAUUGUCUUAUGGCAAUUAACAUAUUUAAUCACUUUAAAGGUGCUGUACCUGAUUUUUACUGUCUUAAAAACAUGAAAAUCAGAAGUUAAUUUAGAGGUGGUUAUUCCUCACUUACAUAUCGAGCAUCAUAAUUAUUAUACACCAAACAUACACCAUGAUUUUAUAAGCACUUUCCAUAACUAUCAGAGUCCAUCAAGGUAAUGCUAACAACAACUAGCAUGCUAACUGCAUACAAGCCUUAUUUCUUGGUUUGCAGCAGACAAUACACAGUGGACUCAUUUUGACCCUAACAGCUGGUUUUACAAUAUAUCUGCACUGGGAAAAUACAAAUAUUACACCAGUUUCACCUAUCAAACUUCACAGCCUACUUCAAGAGAAAAAGUGUCAUUUCAAAGCAAAUUCAUCGCACACCUACACUACCCUGGAUUUCCUACAAACAUGCAAACAGAAAUAUGAAUUAUUGUCAAAGUUAUUAUAAUUAUCACAUUAUAAGUACAAUUAAAAAACUGUUGGAAAUGGCACUACAAUAAUGAAAACAGGGUAUACUUAUUUGAAUGCAAGUGGUGCUCAAAUGUGUUGGAAAUCACAGGGUAUCUCAUAAUGUGUGGCUGUACCUUCAUAAAAUUAAUAAGAGAAAAUGAUCAUGUAUAGUGUUUACAUGUUUGGUGUGAAUCCAGGAAGAGCAAUUUUCUGGCUGCUCAGAUGUGGUGGCAGCUGCAAUACGAUUUCUACAGAAUAGAGGAAUACUUGGACUGAAAAGGAAAGAAAGUAUUGGUACAUUCAGUAUUGUCGAUAAUGAAUAAUAAAUAUUACUACUAAAUUUUAAAUAGAGUAGUAUACUAUGAAAGCUUUGCCAAUAGAUUAUGGGGUGUUUUGGAGGUAUAAACACAGUGUCCUCUGUUUAUAUUGCCACAACUGAGAACAUUUGCUAGAGAACUUAGUUAUCUAGCUGGUACAUGGACUGAACUAGUACUAAACCAGGACUAGACCAGGACUCGGCCAGGACUAGGCCAGAACUAAACCAGGACUAAACAGGACCAAACUGUCUAAACCAAGAUUAAACAACUAGGAUAAAACUUGAAAUAAUCUGGUCUCGGGCUAAACCAGGACUAAACUAGAACCAAACCAGGACUAAACUGUGACUUAACCAAGCCUAAAGCAGCAGUAAACCAGGACUAAAUUACAACUAAACCAGGACUAAACCUGGAUUUCACCAGGACUUAACUGUGACUAAACCAAGAUUAAACUACUACGAUGGACUAAACUAGUCUGGGGGUAAACUAGAACUAAACCAUAUUUGCAGCAGAAAUGAACAGAGCUAAACUGGAACCAAAUGGGGACUAGACUAGACCAGGAUUAAAGUAGGGCUGAACCAGGACUAAACCAGAACUUGGCCAGAACACAUAAAAUACUCUCUAAUUAUAUGUAGAUAGCUUGCAACUGACUUAUUUUGACCUCAAGAGCUGCUUAUACAAAAUAUCUGUGUACUGUGAGACCAUUUUGCUAAAAUCCAUGGGAAAAAACAGGCACAGCGCCUUUAAUAGGGAUGAUAUCUAGUGAUAUUCACCAAGCCUGCCAAUAUAAGUGGAGGACACAGUUGUAAUGUAGAUGUAUUUUGUGUGCUGGACUCCAUCUUAAUAUGUAAUCCUUUUUAUAUUCCCUGUACAUAGCCUUUUGCAUGUGUAGACUUUAUUCAUUUCAUUUGAUAAAAACUUGUUGUAUGAAAUAUUUGUAAAAUAGUUGUAAAAUAGGCAGAACUGUAGGUCUCUCUAUGUGGAAUUCACUUAACCACUCCAUUAUGGCAGCUAUGUCUAUGGAAAAGGCCUUUGUAACAGAUUAUUAUGCGUUCCAUUGUUUUUAUAGUUCAGAAAGCAGCUAGAGUCCACAUUUCAAUUUAGAUUUUGAUUUAUUUAGUUCUUGCUUGCGGUUUUAAAAAAAAUGCAGAAUUUACAACAUACAAAACACAAAAAGACAGGAAUAAGUAAAUACAUUAUAAUGCAAUACAAUAUUUAUACACCAUCUUAAAAUAAAACGUAUUAUUUCAGUGUUUUUAUUGCCUUGUUCUUAGGCUGUACUUGCUCACUCAAAAAGAUGUCUCUAAAUCAAUUAUUAUGCCAUCUUUUUCCUAAAUAUUUUAUGUUAAAUUUAUGUUUUUAGUAAAUUCAUAUCAAGCAACGAGCCUUGGAUAAAAGAUAAAGUAAUAAAAUAGAUAGAAGAUAAAAUAAUUAAUGGGAAAAAUAUGAUAUAAAAUAAUUUAAAUUGGCCACUCUUACUGUAAUUGAGAUUGGGUUUUACUCGCUUUUUAAACAAUAUAAAUGAAUGACAAAAAAUAUGAAAUACUAAAGCUAAACAUAAUAGAUUAGUGGUUUAAAGUUCAGAUAGCUAGAAAAUACCUUCUUUGAUUUAACUGUAGGCCGCCUGAUUUAGCCGAUAAGUUAAUGGCUAAUGGAAGUAAGUUUUGAAUCUAUUUCAAAGUGCAAAAUAGUUGUUCUCUUAUGAAUAAAUGAAAGGGAAUAUUGCUGCUAAAUGCCUAUAAAAUUGAGAAUUGUUCACAAUAUUUACAAAAUGUACAAAUAUGCAUUACAAAAUCAGAAAGUCGUUGCCAACUACUUGUAUUGAUAUUAACAAAAUAGCAAUCUAAGGCUAAAUACUGUUAUCGUGUAUCAUACAACAUCAUUUCCAUCUAGGUGUGAGUAUUGACAAAAAGUAUUAUCUGUCUAAUUUCUUUUUUUUAUUUUAUUUUUUUCUGAAAAUACUAAUCAGAUAAAUGUCUGCAGCUCAUCAGACAUGUGCUAAAACGUGCCUGUAGAUGUCUGGGUUGAGGACGUUCAAGUAUUGCACAAAAAGUGAAAGGGAAGAAAGUGAAUGUAAACACAGAAGUGCAGAAAUAGCACAAUUUUUGAAAGAUUACAUUCAAAUAAAACUGAAAAAAAUGAGAAAAAUAAAAACUUUCAAACAAUAUACUUGAUAUUUUAAUUUGCAUAACUAGCUAAAGAACUAUUGUAGAGUAGAUAAUACUACAAUAUCGCUCACUCGUCAGCUCUUUUCAUUCUUUUCUUACAGCUUGAAAAUAGUCCUACAUGUGGUAUUUAAAGUUGUACUGCUAUGUAACUUUUCUGGUGGCAAGAACUUAGUCAGCUCAUCUCCAAGACGACGUUAUUGUUUUGCCUGGAUUGUUCACAGUAUGGCAUUAAACGUAGCUAUAUCCAGCAUUUAUUUCAUUAUUUAAGUCUGUUUUCAUUACUCAAAAAUCUGUUAAAAGCCCUAGAGAACUUUGCGGGCUUGCCUCUCCGCAGAUCUGACUUGUAACUUAACCUAUUUACAUCACCUGCUUGUGGCUAUAGAAAUAGAUACAAUUAAUACUAUACUGUGGAACAUUACAAGCUAAUAAUAAUAGUCUCAACGGAGAUAAAUAGAAAACCAGAAAAGUUGCAUAGUACUCCUUUAACAUCUAAUUUAAAUACGUUAUCAUAAAUUUAUACUGUCAGUAGUGUGAAAAUAAAUCAAAACGGGUGCUUGCAAAUCCUUCGUUACUGUUAAAAUGUGGACUCAACUUCGUAACUUUUGUAAUAAUGCAAUAUCCUAUCAACAGUGUUCUCAAUUUUGGGCCAAGAUCUUUUUAACCCAAUGGGCCUUGAAUGUGCAUGAACUUACAUCAUAGACUUUGUAAACUAGAAAUUCAACUUUUUUAUUGAUUCAUGUGGUCACAACUUUGUAUAUUGCCACUAAUUUUACAAGUGGUUAAAGUACAAUUUCAUUUUAUUGUAUGGUAACUAACGGUUGUCGCCAAACGAUGCAUUCUUAACUGUUUGUUUGUGGGAAUUAUCUGUACUGUUGUAUUACCAAUCUUUUGUAAGCACUUAUGGCGUAUAAUAAACUACAAUACAAAUAUU